Molecule: messenger RNA, 8872 nt
Organism: Melanotaenia boesemani (Boeseman's rainbowfish)
Lineage: Eukaryota; Metazoa; Chordata; Actinopteri; Atheriniformes; Melanotaeniidae
Gene: phlpp2
Product: PH domain and leucine rich repeat protein phosphatase 2
Exons: 19
Coding region: 127-4437 (1436 amino acids)
Molecular function (GO): protein binding
Source: RefSeq, a predicted model, not a curated record
GCAGAUUAGAGUCGGGAUAUGGCGUCGCUGCACCGACACAGGAUGAUUUUUCACCUCUCCGUGGGAAUUUGCGAGUCGCGUACCGGGACGACACUUGGCUUUCGUGGCUGUUAACAGGGAUCGUACAUGGCGAUGGAGGACGAGGAUAACAACGCAGCGGUUGCUGCAACUAACAUCCAAGCGGACGUCAAGAAAGGAGGUGAUGUCGGAGAUAACGGGGCUAGCAUAGACAGGCAGCCGGACAUGGUGGUCCACCAGGCGGGGCUGAAGCAGACUGCAGGUCGCGGCAGCCGCAGUGGUCCUGGAGCUCAUUCUGCAACAGGAAUCCGAGUGUUAAAGCAGCGCAACAUGAAGCGGAAUGGGAGUCGAAGCUGCAUGACAAGAAAGACAAGGUUUGGAUCCAGAGAGCGGGACUGGCUAAAGGGAGACACACAACGGGGCUGUGUGUGUCUUUAUGGGGGCACGGUGGACCCACAGCCACCAGCCUCUGGCCCACAGACCUCCUCCACCCCUCAGACAGACCUUCAGUUGGUGCUGUGCUCGACCAGUACUACAGUGGAGGAGCUAUGUGCUCAGAGGGACGGACAAGGACUCUACAUUCAGCUGCAUGGAGACCUAGUCAGGAGGCUGGACCCCUCUGAGCGUCCACUCCAGAUGGUGUAUGACUACCUGACAUCUAUGGGCUACGCAGACCCGGUGCGAGUGCAGCAUGAAGCUGCCAACUCAGACCUUAGCUGUUUGAUCCGUUUCUACAGCGAGCGUCCAGUGAAUGCAGACCAGCAAGAACGGACCUUGUUGAAGGGUGUGUUCAGCGUCAGGAAGGGCAAGACACAGCUGCACAAGUGGGCAGAGCGGCAGGUUAUUCUCUGUGGUACUUGCUUAAUAGUGGCCUCUGUGAAAGAUAGCCUGACUGGGAAGAUGCACAUCCUGCCCCUGGUGGGGGGAAAGGUUGAGGAGGUGAAACGGAGGCAGCACUGCUUGAUGUUCAGCUCAGCCGGCUCACAGGCCCAGACUUACUUUGUCAACUUUGACACGCUCGCAGACUACCAGAGAUGGCAUCGGCAAGCAUCAAAAGUGGUGUCUCAGACUGUGAGUCUGGUGGACCUGUCGUGCUAUAGUCUGGAAACGGUCCCAGAGUAUCUAUUUUACUGUCAGGAUAUCACCCACCUCAACCUGCGACACAACUUCAUGAGCCUGCAGGGACCUGGAGGCCUCCUCAACCUCCCCAGGUUUUCCCAGCUGAAAAGCCUGAACUUAUCUCACAACCGUCUGGGUGCAUUUCCUGAGUGUGUGUGUGAGAUCCUCACCCUAACUGAACUCAACCUUUCCUGUAACAGUCUGCACACCAUCCCAGUGCAGAUUGGCAACCUUCAGAGCCUUCAGACACUGUCUUUGGAUGGGAACCACCUCAGCUCCCUGCCUGAGGAGCUGGGUGGCCUGUUUCAGCUCAACAGCCUUGGGCUCUCCUUCAAUAACUUCUCUCACAUCCCUGCUGUACUGGAGAGGUUGAGUGCGAUGGACAAGCUUGCUAUGGCCGGGAACAGAGUGGAGAGUUUGGAGCUGUGCACCCUGGUCAGAAUGAACCACUUGAGAAGCGUUGACCUUCGGCUUAAUGGGCUUCGGUUGGUUAAAAGUGAGAGUCUAGAGGCUGUGAGCCAGGUGACCCAGCUGGACUUACGGGAUAACUGCUUGGAAUCACUAGACCUGAGCCCCGUCUGCAACCUGGAGACUCUGCACUGCCAGCGGAACCAGCUGGGGACACUCACACUCAGCGGUUUCACACUGCGCAUGCUUCACGCCAGCAGCAACCGCCUUACGACAGUCAACAUCUAUCCAGUUCCUAACCAGCUUACACACAUGGACCUCUCACAGAACCUCUUGGAGUACCUUCCGGACUGGGUGUGUGACUGCAGAAAAAUUGAGAUGCUGGAUGUCAUGCACAACGCCUUGUCAGAGCUUCCUUCCAGACUGCUCAACAGCUUGAGUUUGCGGAAGCUGCUGGUGGGGAACAAUCGCUUGCAGAGAGUGCCUGACCUACUUGACCAUGUCCCUCUGGAAGUCCUCGACCUCCAGCACAACAAGCUAACUGAGCUUCCUGAGAGUCUCUUUUACAAGGCCUUAAACCUAAAAUACUUAAACGUGUCAGCCAACUCUUUGGAAAGUAUUCCUCCCAGCAGCCAAUCAGAGGAGAGCCUCAGCACACUCCAGGAGCUCUACCUGACAGGGAACAACCUGGACGAGAACUGCGGCGCUGUGUUGGUGGGACAUCAGAACCUGCGGAUCCUUCACAUUGCCUACAACCAGAUGCUCUCAUUCCCUGCCAGUAAGCUGAGCAAGCUGGAACUGCUGGAGGAGCUAAAUUUAAGUGGCAACAAGCUAAAGACGAUCCCCUCCACCGUGUCCAGCUGCAAGAGAUUGCACACCCUCAUAGCACACUCGAAUCACAUAACUGUCUUCCCAGAGAUCCUCAACCUGCCUGAGAUCAAGCUUGUUGACUUAACCUGCAAUGAGCUGACUGAGAUCCAGCUGCCUGAUUCCUUGCCUGCAACGCUACAAGAGCUGGACCUGAUGGGCAACAGCAGCCUCAUGCUGGAACACAAAACCCUCAACCUCUUCAGUCACAUCACCACCCUGAAAUUAGACCAGAAAUCUCCCAUGACAACAGACUCACUGAGUUCCUCGAUUCCAUGGAAUCACGGUUACUCUGAAAUGUGUGGCCAAAGAAACAAGUUGUGUGUGUCUGUGCUGGCUGUAGACCGCUUCAGAGACAGUGUGGAAGCAUGCUACGGCAUCUUUGAUGGAGACCGCAACGAGGAAGUGCCUCGGCUGUUGCAGUGCACUAUGGGAGAUGUACUGUGCGAGGAACUGCAGCACUCCAGUAUUGACAGUGUGUAUAUGUGCAAUACUUUCCUCACCUCUCACAGAAAACUCGGCAUGGCUGGCCAGAAACUGGGAGCCUCUGCUUUGCUUUGUUACAUCCACCGCGAGACUCCAGAUCCUGGAGGUUACUUUAGCCUUACUGUGGCUAACGUAGGUAACUGCCAAGCUGUACUGUGCCGAGAUGGACAACCUGUACCUCUCUCAAAGGUGUACAGCUUGGAGAACUGUACUGAGGAAAUGGAGAGGGUUAAACUCAUUAAAGCCAUUAUAACAGAGGAUAACAAAGUGAGUGGAGUGACAUGCUGCUCCCGCCUCUUGGGCUGCUCUUAUCUGUCUCCGUGCGUGCUUCCAAAGCCCUGGGUGCACACCGAGCCUCUCUGCUCCCAGGAUGAGUUCUUGAUCCUGGGGAAUCGAGCCCUGUUUGAGCGGGUGUCCUACCAGGAGGCUGUGUAUACUGUGCAGGCAGUGCGGGAUCCACGCACUGCUGCUAAGAAGCUGUGUUCACUCGCCCAGAGCUAUGGUUGCAAGGACAACAUUGGAGCUGUGGUGGUGUCCCUUCAUAUCGGGGAGGACAGCUGUACUUGUGAGCCACUGGUCUCCACCUCUGAACCACGGGGUCCACCUCCUUCCACUGUGCCCAUUCCUGUCACAACAGGUCCUAGUGAUCCAUCCAACCUAUCAUCCAGCAGUGCUGUCAUCACUGAAUUCAGCAGUGAGACAUCGGCCUCUGAGGUGGGGAGUGAGGCAGGGUCCACUGCUUCAGACGAACACACUUCCUCUGGCUCUGCAUCCCGCCUAGAGAGGCGCUGUAGCCUGCACCCCGCUACUACACUGUGCGGGAUCAUGGUGCCAGGCCCAGCUGGUUCAGGAACCCACCCAGGCCUUUUCCAGCGGCAGCCCUCCUGUGCUGCAUUUUCCAAUAACCAGUCUGACAACGGCCUGGACAGUGAUGACGAAGCUCCAUUAGAGGGUGUUAUUUCUAAUGGUAGCAAGUUAGAAGUGGAAGUAGACAUUCACUGCUGUGCUUUCCAACUCCGAUCAGGGGCUCCUGAGAGCCCCAAAGAUUUGAACCUUGAAAAACGGAGCUCUGACUAUCGCAAUGGUAAAAUGCGCAGACAGAACAGUGUGGUGGUUUCUGCUACAAAUGGCUGCCUGCUGGCUGUGUGUGGGAGGGAGAUUGCAGACCUUAAGAAGUCCCCUUCUACCUCCAGCCUGUUUGGGAAGAAGCUGCCCAAUGGCUCUGUGGUAGCCCCAGAGGACAGUCAUAAUCUCAUAGAGGUGGCCCUGGAGGCACCUAAGAAAAAGUCUGGUUACUUCACUGCCCCAGCUCAGCAGGACCCAGAAGAUCAGCUGAUUGUGCCUCCCAGUCUGGAGCAGGAAGUAAGGGAGCAGCUAAGAGGCCAGAGUCCUCUAAUUAUUGGCCUCUCCGCACCAACUACACCCACCUCCUUAAAAGAUCCUGUGUGGGAUCAUCCACACCCCCCUGCAUUUGCCUCAAACUUGGUCCCAGGCCCAGUUCCCAUCCUACAGCAGGAAGUCUAUGACACUGCCCUCUAAGGUAAGGUGCAGGGGUGCCAGCACAGUGCUAUGUCACUACAGACGCCAUUCUGGGGAAAUCUGAGGAUUUUUCUUAUCCAUGUGGCAAAUUUCAGUUAAAGUUGCCAUUCCAGAGGACAAGACAAACCUGUUAGACUUUAAUAAUCACUUUGUGAUAUUGUGCCAUUAAUAUGAGGUAAAAACAAAAAUGUAUGGGCAAACAAGAAUUCCAGUUUGUAAGACUUGAGCAAGAACACUGGUUCUUAUAGACAAAAACAAGCCUGACCUGAAAUGGGAUACCUUGUGUGUUUGAACAUGUAAGAAGCAAUUCCCUUUACUUGGAAAGUUAAGCAUUCUAGCAGGUGCGUUUAGAGACCACAUCAAUUCUCCUCUCCAGGGGCUUCGUGGUCUCUCAGGUCCUGGAGAGAAGCACUAUGACUGAAACUUGAAAAAGUGCCUACUACAGAUGACACAGCCAAGUGUUCCCCACAUCAAGAUUAUUUUUAAGGGGGUUGUGAGCUGAUUAGUUUGAAAGGGAGGACAGUGUCUCUCUCUUUGCCUCUGCCUGUGGCUUAUAAAGGAAAUGAGACUGUACGAGUGCAUUAUGGGACUAAAAGAUGUGAAGACAAAAUAAAACAGAAAUGUUAUAGUUGAGUUUUAAUUUACAUUGUAGUACAUGCUCACAUCUGCUUGAGCUGCUUACAUCAGGAUUGAGUAGAUUUCUUAUAUAAAGCAGUGCAGUAUCAGUCAUUUCAACUUUCAGCUAUAGUUUCUGUAGAACUUAAAAAAAAACGCUUUUAAUGGAGAAAUUAGUGAUUCCUCAUUAUCAUGAACAACCUCCUUAAAAUCUACAUUCAAAGAACAUAAAAGAUUAACUAGAAAUUAACCAGUUUAUUGGUCAUGGUGAAUUGGAGUGUUCAGGAUGUUUGGGAAUAAUCUAAUUACAAUAAUUUAAACAAAUCAGUCGGGUAUUACAUGAUGCACUGUUAAAAACCGACUGAUAGAUACAGUAUUUGUAUGUUCUGUAAAAAAAUAAACCAAACAAAAAAAACCAAGAAACCCUUUUUAUUAACAUGAAGCAGUCUGGCACACUUUAGAGGCUGCUACCCUUUUACAGCUCUGAUGAUCAUUUCAUAUUAGUGUUACCUUAAGAUGUUCAGUGCAAACAUUUCCCUUAUAGGAACUUCACUGUCCCUGCACAGUCGUAUGUUUUGUAAUACCGCUCGUUUCAUCAAAUAUAUGACACGAAAGCUGCUAUACCCAUCAACUGUGGUCAGCUAGGGGGGCAGCAGGAUGUGUUAGGGUGUGCUGUAAAUUUGAUUGGGUAGAAAUAGAAAAUAUGUGGCUGCAAUGAACAAAAAAUGAGAAUUUAAUGUGGGAACUCAUGCUUAAACAAGAGUCCUGUAAACCAUUCAACUGUCUAACUGGAGAAAUGACUUAAUGCAAACAGGAUGUGAACAAUUGCUGAAAGAAUAAGAAUUAAUUACAGUAUCUCAAAAAGUGUUUAGAUUUUAAAAAUCCAUCGUCACCACUUGUCUCUGCUUGCAGAUAAAGUUAUUGACAUUUUCAUGUCUCAGCUAAUCUUAGUGCUGUAAUGAGGGGUGCAUGGGAGCAAGGGAUGUUGAUGAUAUACCAAUUUAAAUCAUUUUUUCACAAAGUCAAUUCGGCACUGAAACAAAUCAAGGCUUUUCUAUAAUUUGAAGUUGCUCUCUUUUCAUGUGCACAUAUUUUCUUAUGUGCUACUUUCUGAUCUUUGAGCAAUGCUUCUUUCAAGCACAGAUCACACAGAGUGCAGCAGCAGUAUGAGAUCUUGCAGUGAGCAUACUAGCUAAGUCUCAGAAUAACACAUAGAGUGUUAACAGCAGCUGUUUUUCAACAUAUGUAGAUUACCAUAUUUAUCUUAUUCCUGUUAUCUGAAUGAUCAGGUAAUAACAGUAUUGUGCAACCCCAGAAACCUCAGUUCAUCCAGCCCUGAACGUCCCCACUUUGUGCCAUAAGAGGAAGCAGCUCUGCUGGGCUGCUGUGGUUAUAAGUAGGCCAAAGCAUAGGUAAUUGCUGCUGUCAGUGAUUACUACAUUAGAUGUCUAUUUUUGGUUGCCACCUCAGUUUUGGGAUUCCAUAGCAAAUGAAUAGCUGGACCUUUUCCUUUUGCCUUAAAGUACCACUAAGUAUUUUUGAAAGGAGGAUCCCUUUGAAUCAUCUAUGUUCUGUUUGUGAGUAAAAUCUUUAGCUCUGUGGGUGUUGGUUAUCCUUGGCUCCAUAAUGAAUGAAUGAAUGAUAACCCUUUAUUUGUUUUUAGCUAGGUGUUGGAGCUUGAAAGAAAAAAAAACAUUGUUAUAAGCACUUUGUACACAGAAAAUAGUGGUAUCCAGAGUCAUGUAUAUUUGAGUUGCUUGGACAAUUUUGGCUUCCCUGCACUUUAUCUCUUCUCAAAGAAUACACUAAUAAUGGAAUUGAGGAUUAAGGGACAUGACGGCAAUCAGUUUUUUAGUUGAUGUUUUUUUUUAAACAUGACAGACAUUUGUUAUUAUUAUUAACAUGUUUGUUUUUGUUUUCAGUAAACUGGAUUUUUUUCAUAGUGUCUUAAUUAAUAAUUAAAUAUUUAACAUCAGUAUCAUAAAUGGCAUAAUAUUCACUCCUUAGUAUUUAAUCAUUAUCUGUCAACAUUACUUUCACUUUAUAUCAAUAAAUUAUGAGGCUGAAAAAUCAGACAGUAAAGUUUUUGUGCAUGUGUGGCUAAAACAUUAUGCUGAUUUACCCCCAACUGUCUGAUAGUUCUCUGUAUGAUAACAUGCAAAUGGUACCAGUACCAGUAUAGCACAUACUGGUACUGAUUUAACCACACAUUUUAGAUUUAGUUUUUCUGCUAUAUCAAAUGGGAGACCACAUUUUAUUAGCUAAUAACAAUAAUAAGGUUACUAACAGAGUUCAGGGCACUGUGUGUGAGAGGCUAAACACAUGGGACUUUGUGGCUCUGACCUCCCCGAUGAGAACCUACACAGUGUCAGAGUUCUGGACUGAAGUCUGCAAAACUUUGAUGGACACUACAGGCAUUCCUGCCAGAGAGCAAGCCGAGAUUAAAAUAUGAUUGUAAAUAAAGUUGGUCUAUUUCUGACAUUUUUAGCAGGCUCAAAGAGAGGAGGUUGAACUUAGUGAAGGUUUCAUGCAACAUAGUAGUGUUUGCAGCAAUUUCCUUGUAAAUUAUGCAAUGUGUCAAUUGUAAAUAGAAAUGUAAAUCAGAGUCAAAUUUUCUCCUAAAACUACAAAAGUCCUCAAUAUGUCUGAAUAUAAAUAUUGACUGGUGUGUGUGUGUGGAUGAUGUAUGUAGUUGGGGUUGUAUUUAUGAGUUGUAUAGUUCAUAUGUCGUUUUAUUUGUAUGUCCUCAGUCAGAUGUACAUGUGGCGUUGCACUGCAGCAUUUUCCCCCCAAUUUAUUCUGUCUGCCUCUUGAUUGAUGCCAUAUAUUCAUCCACAGUCCUUUGCAAUAUACAUGUUCAACUUGAAAUGUAUUGAAUAGUAUAUUUUGAUGUUAUGUAGACUGCACAGGAAAGGGAAGAUAUGACACAAGAUAGUAUGCAAUGGUUUAGAAUCUCCCUUUAAUUCUUUAAUGGAAGUAAUGUGGUGGUACAAUACUUCUGACUCCCUUCAUACGCCAAAGUAGAAGAAAAGCUAAAUAAAGUAGUUGACAGUGUUUCUUUUUAAUGAUCCACUCAACAACUUGAAGGAAUAAUUUUCUUUUUGCACAAGUUAACAGCCUCCCUGUACUUAUCUUGCAAACUGUGUUUGUGUGUAGUUCCAAUUUUUAGUGCACACAUUCAGUAGGUGUAUGCAUGCCUGUGUGAACAAUGGAUUGACUGUAAUUCUGUGUGAAAAGUGAAUGAAGCUGAUCAUGCUCCAGUUGUUUUAACAUGUGACCAAAGUAGCCAUUGUUUAAUCAGAUGGGUCCUUUCUGUGUAUUAUUUACAAGAAAUGCUUGAAUAUUUUUUUCCUCAAUGCCAAGAAGCUGACGUUUAUUUUUGUACUUCAUUGUAUCAUGCUAAUUUCUAUUUCCCUCUUCACUACAGAAUUGAAAGUGACUGGGAUUCUACAGAAAACUGUAACUAAUUAUGGUACUGACGGUGGUACUAACUGUAAUUGUAUUUAAUAUUGACAGCAUGUUCUAAAUAGAAGUCAACAUAAAAGCAAAUGUGAUUUAUUUGCAUAAAAUGGACCAUAUCCAAUAUUUUUAGGUUUGUAUUUUAGCAUGCAGAUCAUUGCUAAAUUUAUGUUUCAUCAUUAAAUGAAGAUUUAUUUAGGAAUUGAACUAACAAUGACCACUUUUGCUGUUAAUAGGAUUCCCUUGAAUCUUCCUUAAAGGGGUAAAGGUUUUAUUUUAAAUGCUGCUAUCAUUAGUUUUCAGCAAAGAAUUUGUUUUUAUUAACUUUAAGCCAAGUAGCAAUAAAACUUUUUACUGUGAA